AUGCGCCAGCCAUCCUCCUCUCAAAGGCGUCGGAGUAACAUGAAGAUGAGGGCAGUGGUGUUGAGUACAACCUUGUUACUCCUGUCUACCCUCCAGGAAGUAGCAGGAGUUGUGUACCCAAGUAACCACAAGCUGUUCAAAUUUGACUAUCUUUCGCCUAGUCAAGCCGUCAAAGGUAUAACACGGCCACUCACUAAGCGCGACAAAGCCAUCCCACUCAUCGUAACCAACAAUUGUCCGGAGGUAUUGUGGCCUGGAAUUGCAUCUCAGGCCGGAGAUGCCCCUGAAUCCCAUGGGUUCGAACUCGGCCCAGGAAAAUCUAAACAUCUCACUGUUGGCCCAACUUGGGCUGGAAGAGUAUGGGGCCGUACGAAUUGCACCGUCGGUGACGAUACGGCAACCUGCCAGACAGGUGAUUGUCUAGGAAAGUUAGAUUGUGUGUUCGGCGGCACUGCGCCAGCUACUUUGGCUGAGUUCAAUCUUGCUGGAGGCAUUACAGGUGACCAGACAUUCUACGACAUCUCUUUAGUCGAUGGUUACAAUUUGCCCCUGGGCAUCGUCUACCAUCCAGCGGAAAAUACGACCUUCAUCCCACCAAAUCUCGUGAACCCAACGUGCAUCGCCACUGCAGGAUUCUUGAGCGCGCCGAGUCAAACCGGAUUGACCUACACGAAUGUCACAUACCCAAUGCCCUAUCAGCCUACGCUGACGAAUCAUCAACUGAGUGAUUGGUGUCCCUGGGACCUGCAAGUCUUCCCUCCAGACAAACCAGGUGACGGCAUCUAUCCUUAUCCAGACGACAAUAUCCAGCGACCCAUUUUCGAUCCGUGUCUGAGUUCCUGCGCUUUGAACCAUAAACCCAAGGAUUGCUGCACUGGAAAGUACAAUGACCCAGAGAUCUGCAAGCCAGGCAUAUACUCCAAGUACGCGAAAUAUGUGUGCCCGGACGCCUACAGUUUCGCGUUUGACGACCAGGCUUCCACCUUCAUCAUCCCUAUGGGAGGCGGCUGGGAAGUCGUGUUUUGCCCAGAAGGCCGGAGCACUAACAUCCUCGCCACGUUCUCGGACGAACUGCACCAUAUCGCCAGCGCGGGCACCGUGACCCCCCAGAUCCUGCUCAACGCUAUGAAUGUGAGCUAUAUCGAAUCGAGGAAUAGCGUUUCGUCCCGUAUCAGGAUUCCCAGAUGGGAUGUUUGGCUCUCUUGCAUAGUGAUCGCGUGUGUUCUGUUCCCGUCUGUUUAA
This is a messenger RNA of Xylaria bambusicola, 1242 nucleotides long. RefSeq names its product thaumatin family protein. Bases 1 to 1242 code for a protein of 413 amino acids. Lineage: Eukaryota; Fungi; Ascomycota; Sordariomycetes; Xylariales; Xylariaceae. Gene Ontology annotation, biological process: defense response. The transcript has 2 exons. The record is from RefSeq and is a predicted model, not a curated record. Gene Ontology annotation, cellular component: extracellular region.